Messenger RNA from Rubroshorea leprosula, 1304 nucleotides. The record is from the annotation of a GenBank genome assembly. Lineage: Eukaryota; Viridiplantae; Streptophyta; Magnoliopsida; Malvales; Dipterocarpaceae.
GUCGUCAGUCUUGCAGCUAAAGAAAACCGCUGAAACUCCGAUCGGGGAUCUUGAGAGUCCGAGCUAAUGUCAGGGAUGGAGAGAUUGCAGAGGAUGUUCGCCGGUGCUGGAGGCGCUUUGGGUGGCCACCCACCGCCAGAUUCGCCGACUCUUGAUUCAUCGGAGCAGGUCUACAUCUCCUCUCUUGCCCUCCUCAAAAUGCUCAAGCACGGGAGGGCUGGAGUUCCUAUGGAAGUGAUGGGCUUGAUGCUGGGAGAGUUUGUGGAUGAGUACACAGUACGUGUUGUUGAUGUCUUUGCGAUGCCUCAGAGUGGCACUGGUGUCAGUGUUGAAGCCGUUGAUCAUGUUUUCCAGACUAAUAUGCUAGAUAUGCUUAAACAAACUGGAAGACCAGAAAUGGUGGUUGGUUGGUACCAUUCACACCCUGGAUUUGGCUGUUGGCUUUCUGGUGUUGACAUCAAUACACAGCAGAGUUUUGAAGCUUUGAAUCAACGGGCUGUUGCAGUGGUGGUGGACCCAAUUCAGAGUGUUAAAGGGAAGGUGGUGAUUGAUGCAUUCCGAUUGAUCAACCCACAAACCAUGAUGCUUGGCCAAGAACCACGGCAAACAACAUCUAACGUUGGGCAUCUUAAUAAGCCUUCCAUUCAAGCAUUGAUCCAUGGGCUGAACAGACAUUAUUACUCAAUAGCAAUUAACUACAGGAAGAAUGAACUUGAGGAAAAAAUGCUAUUGAAUUUGCAUAAGAAGAAAUGGACGGAUGGAUUGACACUUUGUCGCUUUGAUACCCAUUCCAAAACCAAUGAACAGACUGUUCAGGAGAUGCUAAACUUGGCUGUCAAAUACAACAAGGCGGUGCAAGAGGAAGAUGAAUUGCCGCCGGAGAAGCUUGCAAUUGCUAAUGUUGGACGACAGGAUGCCAAGAAGCACCUUGAGGAGCACGUCUCAAAUUUGAUGUCUUCGAACAUCGUUCAAACUUUGGGAACCAUGCUUGACACAGUCGUGUUUUAGAGACCUAGUUUCAGCAUGUUCUCAAACCUUAAUUAUUUGGUGCUUCAAUUCUCCCCAUGUGUUACACUACAUGCCUUGGAGAAAACUUGUGUUAAAACCCAUUUCCCGUCAUCACCCACCAAUUAUAAUUUCCUGGGUUUUUGUUGAUUCUUAUUUGAAAUUUCCAACUGCAUGUUGCAAGUACUCUUUAAAUUUAUUUUUCUGGAUAUAAGUGAGAUACUGGUCUGUGGAUCAUCUUUUUCGUCACGUAGAAAGGAUUAUAAUUUAGAAAAUACAAAUAAAGAUUAGAAACGUAU